UCCAAAAUCGACCUCAUCCGCGCCUACCACCAGAUACCAGUUGAGCCACAGGACGUCCCAAAAACAGCAGUAAUUACUCCGUUUGGUCUUUUCGAGUUCUUGCGCAUGCCAUUCGGCCUCCGCAAUGCUGCACAAACAUUCCAACGCUUCAUCGACCAGGUCCUGCAUGGGUUACCCUUCUGCUACGCUUACAUAGACGACCUCCUCGUUGCCAGUUCAUCCCCUGAAGAGCAUCAGCAGCAUCUUCGGCAAGUGUUCCAACGUCUCUCUGAACAUGGCAUCAUCAUUAACCCUUCCAAGUGCAGGUUCGGAGUGUCAGAGCUAGAGUUCCUUGGACACACUGUUAGCUCCCAGGGUAUCCGACCAUCCGACACAAAGGUUAAAGCCAUCACUGAUUUCCCCAUGCCAAUGUCGCUGCGGAAAUUACGGCCACUCAACAACCUGCUUGCCACGCCCCACGGAAAAGAUCGCACACUUGAGUGGACCGAGGCUGCUACAACCGCUUUCAUCAACAUCAAGGAGGCGCUCGCUACCGCCACCCUACUCACCCACCCCAAGCCAUUCGCGCCGACAUGUGUUAUGACUGAUGCCUCAGAUACAGCUGUGGGUGCAGUCCUGCUACAGCAGAUCGAUGACGACUGGCAACCGAUCGCAUACUUUUCAAAGAAGCUCCGACCAGCAGAAACACGUUACAGCACUUUUGAUCGCGAACUCCUAGCAAUAUACCUGGCAAUCAAGCACUUCAGACACUUUGUGGAAGGUCGUGAAUUUUACAUCGCCACCGACCACAAACCACUGACCUUUGCCCUCUCAACUGCCUCUGACAAGUACACG
This is a messenger RNA of Geodia barretti, 834 nucleotides long. The record is from the annotation of a GenBank genome assembly. Lineage: Eukaryota; Metazoa; Porifera; Demospongiae; Tetractinellida; Geodiidae.